CCUAGCCCAGCUUCUAGGACAAUGCCAUUUCCAGCUCCAGGGUGACAGUAAUCCACUCAAGGUAACUGAUCCAUGAAGUGUCCGUGUGGAUGCCUCAUGAAUUGGUACCUACACUGUCAUAAAACUAAUAAAUGUGUAGCCAAACCCUAAUUUAGAGGAACUUGGGGUGACCUCAGUUACUGUAAUUACCCUAAAACGGUCCCUAUGGCAACCCUGCCCCCAUAUGGUAGGGCAACACUAAAUCAUAUCAACAGAAUAUACCUAAGGCUAACCCAUGGGUAACUGUAACUUAAUCCUAAACUCAGUCUUUUAUGUUGCUGGAAAUGAGACUCUCAGAGUUUUCCUCGCCUUUAUCCACAGGUAAAUCCCAGCUCAACUCCUAUGGCAACCAUAAACAUAAUCUCAACGCUAACCCUAAAUUUCAUCCCUGGAACAACCCUGUCCAUGACUUCUGGCUGUGACCUCUGUCCAUGACCCCAGCCUCACCGGGCUGGUGAGAUAGGUGCUAGCAUCCUCCAAGAAUUGUCUUUGGCUUUUGGCCCAAUACUUUGCUAAUUACUGCAAAAACCUCCCACGCUUACCGGACACACUUGAUGAGCCAGUUGGCCGUCCUCCUGCCGGCGGGAAUAAAAGGCUGGUGUUGGCAGUCCUGGUAGACAGAGAGUUCGAGGCAAAGAGCUAAAGUCGCUUUGGCACUUCUUCGCAGGGACUGCAGUAUGACAAAGUCAAUUCUCUUCUUUGGCUUUCUUCUUGUCUUCCUUGGCCUGACUCUGCCAGGCACCCAGGGAAGAAGGAUUCCCCGAUGUGAGCUGGUGAAGAUCCUACGCAACCGUAGCUUUGAGGGCUUCGUUGGCAAAACUGUAGCUGACUGGGUCUGCCUGGUGCAACAUGAGAGCAAUUAUGACACCCAUGCUUUUAAUGACAACGGGGGUAAGAGCCGGGACUACGGAAUCUUUCAGAUCAACAGCAAGUACUGGUGUGAUGAUGGCAGAACCCCUGGAACUUCAAAUACCUGUCGUAUCAAUUGCUCAAAAUUUCAAGAUGAUAACAUUGAAGAUGAUAUUCGGUGUGCCAAGAUAAUUGCUAAAGAGGCUCGUGGCCUCACACCCUGGGUUGCCUGGAAAAAACACUGCAAAGGCAAAAAGCUGGAUUCCUAUGUCAAGGGUUGCUAAUUGACUCUGCGAGCAGCGGCUGUGUUCUCAGGAUGACCAACGGUGAAGAGUGAGGUUGUGUAGAGAGCGACUAGGAAAAUGGAUGGGUGCAGGGAAUUAAACGCAGCGUAAGGUAGAUGGGUUGCUGGCUAUCGCUAAUACAAUGAGGCUUUGUGCUAAUACAAUGCAAGUAGGGAAUUUAAAGGCUGAUGGCGUAGUAGAAAUGAAACUUAGUGGAAGUGAGAGCAUUACAGGUGGAUUUUCAGCGAUUUACUUGCAUAGUCCUGUCUCAAGAUUUUGUUGUCCUGAGUGAUGACCAUUUAGGUGUUCUCUCUGUUCCCCUAUCUUUCUCUCUCCUCCUUCCUUCCUUCCUUCUUCCCACCCUUUCCCCCUCCAUCCCUUAUCUUCUUUCAUUCUUUUCUUCCUUCUUAUCCGAGAUGAAGAAAAUAAGAUCAUUAACGAAUGCUGCAUUAGUUACAAGGCCUGCAUAAUGGCAGUUGCCUUGUAUCUAGGGCAGUCCCUGGCUGAUGUGGGAAGUACAGAGACAGAGAACUGCACUGAAACAGAACCUUGUCCUUAAAUUUGUCCUGAACAUCUGCUCCCAGCUGAUGUGGGAGAUAGGGCACUGAAGUGUAUGGACAUCUGGUCUGGCUGAAUAUGGCUUUUCUUACUAUCUUUUGAGGUGUCAGAUCAAAUACAGUGUAGAAAAGAUGCAGGGAGUUCCUGUCUCAGUGAGGAAAUAAAGGAUGGGAAAGCCAAUUAGGGCAGGGAAAUGUUUUGCCAUUUAGAUCACAAGUAAUUUUUCCAAAUGAAUGCUGAAUCCAGGAACUGCACAAAUGGAAGGGGACAACACUUCAGCCUUCAGCCACGCUUGCUUCUUUGCAUGCUUUGUUCUGCUGCUUGGUGAGCAGUGACUGCUUUUAUGUUUAGACAAUAAAGAGAUGCUUU
This is a messenger RNA of Cygnus olor (mute swan), 2099 nucleotides long. Its product is annotated as lysozyme C-like. Gene Ontology annotation, molecular function: lysozyme activity. NCBI's taxonomy places the organism in Eukaryota, Metazoa, Chordata, Aves, Anseriformes, Anatidae. The record is from RefSeq and is a predicted model, not a curated record. The coding region runs from base 717 to 1172 and encodes 151 amino acids. The transcript has 4 exons.